AUGGGGCAGAAUGAAGUCCUCGAGGCAGAACUGGAACGGAAGUGGCCUUCUCCAUUUGGUGAGAGCGAAAUACGCAUAGACCAGCCCGCCACCCUCGUGGACAUGCACGGACGCAUCUUGGCUUGGAUACUUCCAAGAGUGUUGAUACCAGACCGCCAGACGAAGAUGCUCCAAGCGACCAGGGCCCUACACCCAGCAAUAGCAGCCAGUAAGCCUUCCAGCACCACCGCCAGUUGGCGACACAACUCGUUGUACUUCUUGCCUCCUGAGGAGUGUGCCCAAUUCCCAGUGGGCUCCUUGUGUCUCUCGCCAGGUUGGUUCCAACAAGUAAGAGAGCAUAUGGAGUCUGGGAGGCUGGAGACCUCCACCAGCCUGAAGCUUGAGGGUGGAAGAAGUUGGCUGCAUGAUAUUCAUGACUCCUCCGCAUUGCUGGGCACCAUCCUGGCUGUCGUUCACCCAACACUAUAUGCCGCAGGAUGCCAGUGCUUGGGUUUGAUCCAGCAAGACCCAGAAUUGCGAGAGAUGGCGCUGAACUGGUCGUCGCCAUUCAAUGCGCUCCAGGUGAUCGCCAACCGGGAAACUCCUUUCCAUCGAGAUAGCAAGACAAGAUACACAUUCUAUGACCUGUUGGCGACGUUGGGCAACUACACUUGCACGUGGUUGAAGUUCCCCGCCAUGCGUGUCGCCAUCGAUUAUAGUCCUGGAACUGUCAUAGCCUUCUGUGGAAAGGCGAUUCAUCAUGGCGUCACUCGAGCAGAUGGUGAAAGGCUCAUCUAUGCAUACUUCAUGCGAGAGGGUGUCCAGAACAGGCUAGGCAUUCCGGCGCCCCACUGGAUGCAAGCUUCAUAUUACGCCUCACACAUUGGCAUGUGCACAGUUCAUCACCGAAGGGACAUCAUGCCAAAGACUGAUGGAGAUGAGAACACUAUGCAGGGGAUGGAGACUGUUGAUGGCAGCUUCAUUGGCGAGACAAAGUUGGCGGAGGUGAUGGCGAAAUCUCAAGGUGUAGUUAUCACUGAUGGCAGUGUAUGGUUGGCGGACCUCGAAGUUGGCGGAGAUGGUGGCGAAAUGUGUUCAGUCGAGAAGUUACGCAACAAAAGCAGGCUCGUUGUAGACCUGGAUGACGAGGUUGAGUUUGUGACCAAGGUAGCUAAGCAGACCACUAGAGGAGUACACCAUGUGGACGUACCUUUGCCCAUGCCCAUGGGUUCAAAUGUGCCAUCACCUUCCAAAAGUCCAUCGAAGGCUCCAGCUUCAGGCUCCUUGUUUAACUUGGAUGAUGGCGACGUCCUGGGCAACAUAGGUGUGCCGAUUCAGCUGGAUCCGGCGGCUCGGAAGACAAAGACCCAGAAUGACUUCAUGAGGGACUGGAUACCCCACCGUGAUGACUAUCUUCAUGCCAUUGUCGAGAUGAAAGCCCCGCCUGAGCCCAGAAACUGUGCGGAAUGCAAGGUUGGCGAGGGACGGUGGCGAUGCCUGGACUGUAUGGGCAGACCGCUUACCUGUACCGACUGCUGUCGUAAUGGCCAUCAGCGUGCUCCUUUCCAUCGGAUAGAGCAUUGGCAGGGUCAGUAUUUUGAGCCGGCAUCACUGUAUCGGGUUGGCGUCUGCAUCCAUUUGGGGCAUGGCGGAGAUCCCUGCCCUCUGGGCACCUUCACAGCACAUAACAACCCUGCGCCGGUGAUGGCCCCGGGGUCCAAUUUCUGGAAUGCCUCUAAUGAAGACCUAAAUGCACAUGAUGGCAAGGUCUCAGAUGAUGGCGAGGUCCCAUUCAACUUUGCACCUCUGGCAGGCACCCUUGACGGUGAAGCAAGGCAAACCGACGAUGCUCCCGAUCCCACUUGGGAGGAAGAUGUGCCACCGGUGCUCUCCCGGCCACCUCGCCGUGAUAGUUAUGGGAAUCAGAUCAUAGUCAUUGUCGACAUCUCUGGCAUUCACCAUAUCGGCGUUGACUGGUGCCAGUGUGAGAUGGCAGUGGAGCGUGACAUGCAGCUUCUUCAAAUGGGACUUUACCCUGGUACCGUCAAGGAUCCCCAUACCGCCUUCACAUUCGCCGUCCUCAACGAUUUCCUUCUGGAGAACAAAGAGUGCAAGAUGGCGGCAUUGAACUACUACAGCAAGCUCAAAUGGGUCACGAGCAAUGCCUUCCCUGGCACUGUUCCCAUAAGUGUUCACAUGCAUUCCCAUGGCCCAACCAUUCAUGCCAGUUCCUCGCCAGGACCGUUAUCCUUCUCACAUGAUGCCCUCUGUCCUGUGGAGAAGGGUGGCCUCGCCAUCUUUUGUCCCGCCUGUCCCCAGCCUGGGCUCAACCUGCCUUUUGAUUGGCAAGCGGAUCCAGUGCAGUGGAAGUUCAAAUGCGGCUUUGUCAUGGAUGGAAAUUUCAGUGCAGAGCACAUGAAGAUGAAGCACCCCGAGGAGGACGUCGCCCUCAGUGAUGGCCAGGCAUUCAUGGUCGGCCAAGAGGAUUACAAGGCUCAUCUGGCGGUGGCCAUGGAGUCGCAUCAGUGCUCCACUUGUCAUGAGCACCGCACUGUCAAUCAGGCCAAUGUGGAUCGCGCCAACCUCGACGCCACAGGAAUCGGGGCCACUGCUUGCGCCAGACAUGGUUUCUUCGUCCCUCAUACUGUCGUCGAUUUCCAGAAGGGAGAAAGACAAAUGAAUAUGGAUUACUCUCUCAGCAAUGCGCUCCUGACCCUCACCGGUAUCACCCUCGUCCUCAUCAUGUACGACAUCAUGUGCCAGUAUGGCGUCCAUGUCCGCAAACGUUUCCACCACAGCGCCUAUCUGAGGAUGCCCUUCGAGCUCAAGGUAGACCAAGGCAUCGGCUUGUUUCAUGUGCACGGACACCAAGAUUGCUGCUUCCAACGGUUCUCACCCAACUUUAUAGUUGGCGCUGGUAUGGUCGAUGGCGAGGUCAUCGAGACCCUGUGGGCACCGACAAAUGAGGUCUCAGGCAGUACCAGGGGCAUGACCCAAGCUCAUCGCCAAGAAGUCCUUGACGAUCACAUGAAUGACUCCAACUGGAAGAAGACGACUCGCAUGGUGCCAACCUUGAUGAUAAAGUGGAAAUGCAUGCUCCUGGGCUUCCCACGAAGCAAGGAGUCCUUUGAAGCUUUAUCUGCAUCCACAGAUGAGGAUGUCCUUGAGGCAUGGCAGAAGGAGUAUGACGAUGCUAUGGAGGCUCGCCAAAAUGAUCCGAAGAUCAUGAACACCUUCGAUGUCCAGCUUAUGAAGGGUAAAGACCUCACCCAACUCAGACUGGCGGGCGAGGAGUCUGCCAAGGGCUUGGAGAAGGGCACCGCCGGAUGGUUGUCGACUGGCCUCAAAAUUCAAGAAGCACAGCUUAAGCUUGCGAAUGAUAUCCGCAAGGCGGGUCAAAAUCCGAGCGUGGCGGAGGACCUCAAGACUCUCGAGCGCCGUCAGCGCCUCGAAGUCAGCAUUCUCACAUUCCAACAUCGCUCUGAGAAGUUCAUGAGAAGGUUGGAGGACGUUCCCGCCAUGGAAGAUCGUGACGAUGGUGCGCUCUGGGAUUCCUUGGAUGAGAAUCCUUUUCAAAUACACCCGGAGGACGCUGAGUAUGGCGAGGAUGCGAUUCCUCCCGAGCGAGCUUCCUUGAAUUUACCUUCGCAGAUAGGAUUUGUGGCCGCCGUCGCCAACGGGCUCCAGACCCUGGCGGCCCAAGAGUUGGAGUUGCGCAAAGGCCUGAUGAAUGACAUCCUCCACGAGCUUCACAUGGCGCUUGGACUGAAGUCUUACCUCUACCGCAAGAGGGUUCGUCCCGCCAACAGCGUCGGAACCAUGACCCGUGCACAGGCGGAGGUUCAUGCUGCCGAUCAGACCGUCUUGGCCUGCGUCAGGCUCUAUUUCGCCAACCGACGCACCAUUAUGCGCUUGGAUGCCACCGAUGAAGACUUGGCCCUCUAUCGCCCUUUGGAUAAGAAGGACCUGCACGUGAAGACUGCCGUCAUCGAGGCUAGCACCUCCGGGCUCAGGAACGUCAACCUGGCUUAG
Messenger RNA from Sparassis crispa, 4011 nucleotides. RefSeq lists its product as hypothetical. The record is from RefSeq and is a predicted model, not a curated record. The transcript is spliced from 13 exons. Bases 1 to 4011 code for a protein of 1336 amino acids. Lineage: Eukaryota; Fungi; Basidiomycota; Agaricomycetes; Polyporales; Sparassidaceae.